AUGGAACGUAAUGGAAAAUAAUGGAAUGUGCUUGAUUUCCACUGCUUGAAGUUCUAAGCUUAAAAUAUUCUUUUGUGAAUUGAAAAAAUAAAUAUAUGUUUAUUUUGAGCUAAUUAGUAAAUAAAAUAAUUUUGCGAAAAUGGCUACAAAAGCAGCAUCAAAUGGAAAAGGUUUCCAGCCUGAUACUGACGUUCACGUCACGCUCGAAGAUCAAAUGAAAAUCAAUAAAUUUGCCAAAUACAAUGCAAAUCUUGAAGAUUUAAAAGACGAACUACAAGUAAAACAGAACGAUUUGAAGAAUUUGGAAGAAGCCGCCGAUGAAAUAGAAUUAUUUGACGAAGAAGAGCAAAUUCCAUUUGUAUUUGGCGAAGUGUUUAUUUCACACAAUUUAACAAUGACACAACAGCUAAUAAAAGAUGCCAAGGAAAAGAAAUUGAAAGAGAUCGAAGCCAUCCAAGACAAAUGCAAGCAAAUCCAAGAUACGAUGGGCGAUCUGAAAGCUCAGCUUUAUCUGCGUUUCGGUACAAACAUCUAUUUGGAAAAUGAUGAAUAAAAACAAAAUUCGUAUAUUUCGAUAUGUUUUACACAUUUGUCAGCAGCCUCUCGAACCUCAAAAAUAAAUAAAUUAAAAACGAAAAACCA
Molecule: messenger RNA, 642 nt
Organism: Contarinia nasturtii (swede midge)
Lineage: Eukaryota; Metazoa; Arthropoda; Insecta; Diptera; Cecidomyiidae
Gene: Pfdn4
Product: probable prefoldin subunit 4
Exons: 3
Coding region: 140-553 (137 amino acids)
Biological process (GO): protein folding
Cellular component (GO): cytoplasm; prefoldin complex
Source: RefSeq, a predicted model, not a curated record